UGCGGAAAAUGUGGAAAAUAUAUCGACGUAUAUUGCAGCGAAAGAAGCACACAUUCCGAAGUUUAGAGGUCUUUACCUACCGUGUAUCGCUGUUGAAUUUCAACAACUUUCACGCGGAUAUAUCGAGCGAGAGAGAGGGGGAAAGAGAGGCAGUGAGUGAGUGAGAGAAGAGCCCGCAAACCUCGCUCGAGAAAUAAUUAUAAAUACCUGUGAAACAGGUAUGCUGUUCACGGGUUACUGCUUCUUUGACGUAUAACAGCGUAUCGCGAAUACGUUGAUAAUGCCGCCGCGAAAUAUAACCUGCCACGGAACGUGAAGACCGCAGAGUAAUUCUGGCAGAAGACACGAGAAACAACGUCGACAGCUGCAUUCCAAUUACCAACUCGCUGCUAGUGAAGGCUUCUUUUUGUUUUCUAUUUUCAAUCUAUUCCUCGGCCGCAGUGAUAUAAUAAAGGAAGAAGUAAUUGUAAAUAUAGCUGCAAGAGUUCCAAACAAGUCAUCAUGGAGCACUCGGACUUGGUAUCAGAGAUGAUGCACAUUGAGAGAUUGACGACGCAGGAAAGACUCCAUUUGGCACGUCAUCGAAGACUGCAGCAGUUGAAGCAAUGGCGUCAUCGUGAAAAAGAAUGGCUUCGUCACCAGAACAAACACCCAAGCAAUAAACGUCACAUAUUUUUUAGCGACAGUGUUAUGCUGCUAGAAGCUGCGGCCAGAAAUGAUCUCGACGAAGUGAGGAGGCUUUUGAAGAAAGAGGUGAAUCCUGACUCUACCAACGAGGAUGGAUUAACUGCGCUGCAUCAAUGUUGCAUCGACGACAAUGAAGAAAUGAUGAAAAUACUCGUUGAAUUUGGGGCAAACGUCAACGCAGAGGACAGUGAGAAGUGGACGCCUCUUCAUGCUGCUGCGACUUGUGGUCAUCUUCACUUGGUGCGCUACCUAAUUGCGAGGGGAGCUAACUUGCUGGCCGUCAACGCGGAUGGAAAUAUGCCGUACGACAUAUGCGAGGAUGAGAAAACCCUCGACUGCAUAGAAGGUGAAAUGGCAAGGCGUGGUGUGACGCAAGAGUUAAUUGACGAAACGAGGGCUGGCACUGAGGUACAGAUGCUGCGAGACCUGCAGAAGAUCGCAGCCCAAGGCGGUGACCUAGAAUAUACCGAUCAUCAAGGUGCUACACCUCUUCAUAUAGCGGCAGCAAAUGGCUACCUGAGAGUCGUUGAAUUUCUUCUUGAUCAGCAUGUUUCAACCGAUGUUGUGGACAAUGAUAAAUGGCAACCUGUUCAUGCAGCUGCCUGUUGGGGACACCUGGAGGUGCUUGAGUUAUUGGUACACAAUGGAGCUGAUCUGAACGCGAAAAAUAAACAUGAAGAAACCCCUGCAGACAUCUGCGAGGAUCCCGAACUGAGAGAGAGAAUUAUGGAGCUGAAAACCGAACAGGAGAGUAAACGACUGCAAGAAGCUCAGAAGCGAAGAGUACGAAGAUCUCAGAGUAUAAAUACGCGAACGCAAAGCGUUCGGCGAACAUCUAUCAGGGACAAAGUACUUACCACGAAAAAAGACGCUCAGGAGGAAGCUAGGCUCAGGAUACAAGCACAGCAGACUUACGUUGGUGCACCUACGCAGAACAUAACACCAACAGAGAAUAGCACCAACGCACAUGAUGCAACUUCAGAAGACACAGAAUCGACCAGCUUAACUCCUGCGGUGAGACGAGGGCCCGAAGGGAAGGACAAUGAUUCGUUUAUGCACGAAGACGUGGACAAGGACUCAGUCGCAGGGCCUGACCCGCCUGUCGGCAACCAGCAGUCCUCCAUUUACACAGCCGAGACCGAUGCUAAUGGCAAGAUCAACAUACACGUGUCUGUAGUGUUCGUCAAAUCACUCUCGGACCUGAAGAAGCAGAGGGCCCAGAAUCGUCACACACCCACAAACUCAGUGGACGCCAAUGGCAACGGAGUACCGACGCCCGUCUCAUCGAUAUCAGGCUCAGAGUUAAACACCAGAGACUUCCAGAGGUUCACAGGAAACACCAGCGACAUCCUUGCAGAUAGUCAAUCAGAUAAGGGCUGCUGCGUCUUGAUGUGAAGCGUCAGUGAGUUCUCGUCUUAUCUCAAAUUUUUCAAAUGCUGCACCAGUUAUGUGAUUCCGAAUUUAUAGAGUAGAUAGUUUAUUUAUCUUCCCUUAUCGCAUCACAGAUCACAGGAUACAUUCCAUUCAGUUUAUGUUGUUCAUUAUUAUUAUUAUUAUUUUGUGACAAUUCGUCGUAGUUCAAGUGUGUCCCUCCAUUGUCGUAAAUCUUAUGUUCAAUAUCAGCAGCUAUUAUGUUUUUCAUGUUGGAAUUGAGUUAUUCUUAAUUAUUAAACGUUUGUAUAUUAAGCAAAGAACGAGCUAAAGAGCUCCUAUUUGGUCAAUUCCUUAGUCUAUGUAAAUAAAAUUGACACUAUUCGGUAUGAAAUGAAAUAGUUUUUCGGAAAUUAGGAAAAUUGUAAAAGUUUAAAAAGUAGUUGAUAAAUUACGAGUAUUUGAACUAGUAUUAAAAAAUAAUCAAGUUUCACUUGCGUCCUUAUAAAAAUUGCUCGAACAUUUUUUGUCUUUCCAAAAGCAAUUAUAUAUUUGGAUAACAGCGUACUGGAAAUGCAAGACUUUUGAUUCUGAAAUAGUCUUGAAUUUUUAUAUGUACAGCUUUUGUCCUGACACUCGGGUAAUAUGUGUUGUAUCUAUUUUUAUAAUUUAUAUUAGCAUAGUCUUAGAAACUCAGUGGAUGAAGAAGUUUUUCUCCAUUCAUAGCAAUAUUUGUUGAAUUUUUCAUCCAUUUUGUUAAUUAAUCAUAUGUUAGUCGUUGGCACUGUUUUAUGCAUUUGUUAUCGAAAAUUUUCAUCUCAA
Molecule: messenger RNA, 2880 nt
Organism: Diprion similis
Lineage: Eukaryota; Metazoa; Arthropoda; Insecta; Hymenoptera; Diprionidae
Gene: MYPT-75D
Product: protein phosphatase 1 regulatory subunit 16A
Exons: 10
Coding region: 502-2082 (526 amino acids)
Cellular component (GO): cytoplasm
Molecular function (GO): phosphatase regulator activity; protein binding; enzyme inhibitor activity
Source: RefSeq, a predicted model, not a curated record